UUCAGUAUGUAUCGCGCUAACAAAAAUAAAAAUCUCUUCCCAAAAAUAGAUAGACCUAUGACUCUUUGACUUCUUUCACAGGCAAUUAAUAGAUGAGUUCAAGAGCUUUAAAGAGAUUAGAAAAGCAGAAGCAGGAAGCUUUGUUGAAAGAAGAACCAGUAGAGGAAGAAGAAGAGGAGGCAGUUGUCCCUGUUGCAAAGCCAAAAUUCAAUGCAUUUGCUCUUCUAAAUGAUCUGGAUUCAGAAGAUGAACAAGAAGAGACUGAGACAGUUGAAAGGGUUGAGGUUAAACAAACAAUCCCUGAGGAUGACGUUGAAGACAGUAUAGAAGAAGCGACUCCUCCUCCGCCAGUUAUAAGUUCAACUAAGAAGAAAUCUAAAUCUAAGAAGAAGAAAAAUAAGAAGAAGACUCCAGUGCCAAGUGAAGAACCAGAACAAGAGAAUCAUGACGAUAUAGAUCAAAUCCUUGCUGAGUUAAAGCUACAGGAUAAGUUACAAACACCUGAUGAGAGUGUUAAUGAAACUUUGGGUGAAGACGUUUAUGAUUUUGAAAUUGAAUUGGAUGAGCAUUCAGACUCGACACCAAUACUUCAUUAUGACUCAAACUUCAAAUAUUUUACUACAUCUAAAUUAAAGUCAUCAUUACGUUUAUUAUCAAUCAAGAACAUCAAGAAUCUCGAUUCUGAUCAGGAAUUCAAAACAUUAUUUGGUAAUUUAUCACUGGAGACGAUUGAUGAUGCCAAUAGUACAACUGCAUUGGCCAUUUCGCCGGAGGUUUUACAACAAUUCAAGAAGAUAGCAAGAUUAACAAGAGGUUGGGGUGGUAAUGAUCGUCGUGGUAUUCCGGGUACAACUCGUAAGCUUUUAAUCUCCAAGAUUAGAGAUGAUUAUUUACCCACUAGUCAGAAACCAAUGCUGAUGGAAGAAAUUAAUGAAACGGAUAUUUAUGAUUAUUUUGAGUACAAAGAAGACACAGCUGAACCAGCAGAGUUGGAAUUAAAAAUCAAAAGAGAGUUGGAUCUUGGAAUACGAUACUUUAAAUUUAGUAAAGUUUCUACAAUCAAUGAAAGAGUUGCUAAUACAAGGUUCUAUGCAUCGGUAGUUAUAACCCCAGAUCAUGAAUCUUUGAUGCAGUUAUUGCAGCAAUAUCCUUAUCAUGCAGAAACCCUUCUUCAAGUGGCGAUGGUUUUAUUACGUCAAGGUGAACAUAAAUCGACAAGUAAUGCAUUGAUUGAAAAAGCUCUUUUUGUGUUUGACAGAUCAUUCCAAAAGAGAUUCCAUGAAUUAUUAUCGGCCGGGAAUUCAGAGCUUAUAAGAUUACCGUAUGAAUGCUUUUUAAAUCGUCAAUUUUAUUUAUGUAUCUUCAGAUAUAUUUCUGCAUUGGGUGAAAGAUCAGCAUUUUUCACAGCUUUAUCAUUCUGUAAGUUAUUGUUAUCAUUAUCUCCAGCAGAAGAUCCUUUGGGAGUAAGAUAUUUCAUCGAUCACUACGCAAUUUUAAGUCAAGAAUAUAAAUAUUUGAUAUCAUUGUCAAUAUCGCCAUUAGCAACCACCUAUAAUCAAUGGAUGACUCCAGGUAUUGCAUUUUCAACGGCGUUAGCUUAUUUAUAUUUGGAAGAUGAAGCUGGAGCUAAGGAACAAUUGAAACUAGCAUAUAAGAGACAUCCACUUACUGCAUUCAAAUUAAUAGAAAUUAUCGGUUUAAGCGAUCCAUUACCAAUCAAAGAAAGUGACAUAUCUGUUACUCCUCAAGAUUUACUUAGUUCCGAGACUUAUUUGGUAAGAGCACCAUUAUUAUGGAGUGACCCUCAUAAGAAAUUAUUUUUGCAACAAGAGCUUGUUAAAUUAUUUCAAACAGUACCUAUUAAAAAGACCGAAUCAAAAGGUAUUGCUGAUUCUAUAUACUCCAUAUUGGGAUUUAAAAAGCAUGAAGAAACUAAAGAUAUUCCUUUCAAUUUAAUAAGAUUUGCUAUUCUUUCAGGAGAAAGUAAGCUUAUGGGUAAGUUACCAGAAGCUGUAUGGUCCAGAGAAGAUACCUUUGAAUAUGAUGCUUUACCACCUAAGAAGAAUACUAUUGAUUAUGAUGUUCAUAGAGGAAUUGUUGAAAAUCAAAGACCCAUAAUAGAUUCAUUAUUGGAUUAUGUGGACCAAGGUCUUUUAGGAACAAUAAUCCAGAACAGAACUUCAGAGAAUGAUUUUGACGAUUUGUUAAGACAAUUGCAAAAUGAAGCAGAUGAUGAAGCUAAUAAUGAUAAUUAGAGAAUAUAAUUAGCGCAUAUCGUAUAGUUUUAAAACCAUAAUCACAAACAACGCGAAAUAAAUUUUUUUUAUUCUAAAA
Molecule: messenger RNA, 2334 nt
Organism: Scheffersomyces coipomensis
Lineage: Eukaryota; Fungi; Ascomycota; Pichiomycetes; Serinales; Debaryomycetaceae
Exons: 1
Coding region: 93-2255 (720 amino acids)
Biological process (GO): ribosome-associated ubiquitin-dependent protein catabolic process; rescue of stalled cytosolic ribosome
Cellular component (GO): RQC complex
Source: RefSeq, a predicted model, not a curated record